Molecule: messenger RNA, 1839 nt
Organism: Saccoglossus kowalevskii
Lineage: Eukaryota; Metazoa; Hemichordata; Enteropneusta; Harrimaniidae
Product: xaa-Pro aminopeptidase 1-like
Molecular function (GO): metalloaminopeptidase activity
Source: RefSeq, a predicted model, not a curated record
AUGCAGUCCAUUCCCAUUCUCCUUUUUAUCACUGAAUUUUGCAAUGAGCUGAAUAAUUCAGAACACCAUGGUGUUCAAUUAACUGCUGAUUUAAUUGAAUUAUUCUGUCUUAUAUUUGCUGAUGACAUUGCAAUUGUAUCAGAUUCAGUUGUCGGGCUCCAGAGGUUACUAGAUAAAUUGGAAUUGUAUUGUGGGCGCUGGAGUCUUGCUAUUGUCACACAUAACCAGUCUGCCUUGUGGACCGAUGGUAGAUACUAUCUGCAAGCUGAACAACAACUCGAUUGUAAUUGGAUACUCAUGAAAUCAAGUGAGGCGGAAACACAAAAGCCAUGGGACUGGCUGAUAGACGUCUUACCGUCCGGAACAAUACAGGAGCCUAUCCUAGUUGCCUUUGAUCCAACGCUAAUUUCAAUUAGCGCCUAUAACAAAUACAAUAAAGCGUUUAAAUCGACACAGUCCGCUGGAGUGUACAUAGAGAUGUAUUCUCAUGAACAGAAUCUCAUUGAUAUAAUAUGGAAUGAUCGGCCAGAUUGUCCGAAUGAACCUCUGUUUGCUUUGGAUAUUAAAUGGACAGGUGAAGAAUGGUACGACAAAGUCAUAGAUCACAGAGAAGAAAUGAAGAAGGUAGGAGCUGAUAUAAUGGUGUUGCACGCUCUGGACGACACAGCAUGGUUUUUCAACCUACGGGGCAUGGACAUACCAUAUAACCCAGUAUUCUUUGGCUAUACCAUAAUAGAAAUGGAGAAAACCACCUUGUUUGUUAAAAAUGUGGAAAAGCUAAUUGUGGACGAUAUCCAUAGUCAUCUAUUGCAAGACAAGAAUGAUCAGAGUGCAGGCUGUGCUAAUAUUGACAACAAUCACAAAUGUCUGCAUAUUCUGGAAUAUGAUAUCUUUCUACCAACGCUGAAUAAUAAGUCUAACGAAAGUGACUUCACGAAAGUUUGGAUAAGUACGACAGCUAGUUAUGGUAUCUACGGAAAUGUUCCCACGAUGAGACAAUAUUCGGCAGCAGUUCCAACCCAACUCAUGAAAGCCCAAAAGAAUAAAAAUGAAAUCGAAGGAAUGCGUGAAGGCAACAUCCAAGACGCUGUGGCCAUGAUUGAGUGGAUGCAUUGGAUGGAAGGCGCUGUUGUAAACGCUGCUGGUGAUAUUGACAAGUUAAGCGAGAUCUCCGCUGAUAAGAAAGUACAAGAAUUCAGAAGGAAACAGCCAGACUUUGUUAUGCCAAGUUUCGGUGCAAUUUCUGCAUUUGGGCCUAAUGGUGCCGUGAUUCAUUACUCAUCAACCCCGGACACUAAUGUAGCCAUCACUGACAAUAACAUGUACUUGCUGGAUUCUGGUGGCCAAUACAGAUGUGGUGCCACAACUGACAUCACGCGAACAAUGCAUUACGGAGAACCAGAAGCCCGUCACAGGGAAGCCUACACACGUGUUCUACAAGGUGCCAUUGAUCUCUCGAGAAGCAUCUUCCCAGAAGGCACCUGGGGUCGUGAUGUGGACAUACAUGCACGUCAACAGUUAUGGAAUAACGGAUGGAACUAUAAACAUGGAACAGGUCACGGUAUUGGUGCAAUGCUUAAUGUCCAUGAAGGGCCUCAACGAAUUGCCUACGGUUAUCGCGCGGGUGAAGCUGCAUUGAGUCCUGGCAUGUUCACUUCUGACGAACCGGGCUACUACGAAGACCAUGACUAUGGUGUUCGGAUAGAAACAGUGUUUAUGACAACAGAAGCAGAAACACCGAAUAAUUUUGAUGGAAAACAAUAUUACACUUUUGAAGAAGUAUCAUUCGUUCCUUACGAACCAAAAUUGAUAAAAUAUGAAAUGAUGACUCGACAACAG